Messenger RNA from Macrosiphum euphorbiae (potato aphid), 723 nucleotides. The record is from the annotation of a GenBank genome assembly. Lineage: Eukaryota; Metazoa; Arthropoda; Insecta; Hemiptera; Aphididae.
AUGUUGUGUGUGCCAGUUAGAAGUAUAUUGGCUUUCCAGUCUAGAACAGUUUGUUGUGUAGCUAUAAAAUCUCAUGGCUUAAUAUAUCCAAACAAUACAAACUUCACAAUUACUAAACGUCAUGCUGUCACUGACUUCAUUGGUAUUAAUACUAAAAGUAAAAUUUCUGAAUUUAUCAACAGAUUUCAAAUAAUGAAUCCAUUAAAUAAGUCUAAAUACGAAGCAAAUAGUUGGAUUUUAUAUGAAAAAUUGGUUGAUCAAAUUCCUUUUGAUCAAAUCAUAAAAAAACUUGACUUACCAGAUACAUUUAAUUCUUGGUUUAUUAUAACAGAACUACACUUAUGGAUGAUAUUUGUUCGUUUUAUGAAUGAAGGUACCCAAGGCACAAUGAUUAGAAAUUUUAUCAUGGAAGCAUUAUGGAAUGAUGUUGAGUUUCGUUCAAAAAAAUUAGCUACUGUAAGUGCAGAUGUUCGGCAUCGUCAAAUAAAGGAAUUAAGUGAUCAAUUACGAGGAGCAUUAGUAGGUUAUGAUGAAGGAUGGCUCAGUAAUGAUAUGGUCUUAGCCAGCAUGGUAUGGCGUAGAAUAUUCAAUAAAGAAUGUAAUGACCCAGAAAAAAUUGAAUUAGUAGUGAAGUAUAUUAGGAAGCAGAUGUCCAUUCUUCAAUUGCAAACAUUUGAUAGUUUAUUUACAAAAAAAGAUGUCAAAUGGAUAAAAUUUGUAUAG